Molecule: messenger RNA, 1521 nt
Organism: Hyaloscypha bicolor E
Lineage: Eukaryota; Fungi; Ascomycota; Leotiomycetes; Helotiales; Hyaloscyphaceae
Exons: 8
Coding region: 1-1521 (506 amino acids)
Biological process (GO): proteolysis
Molecular function (GO): dipeptidyl-peptidase activity; serine-type exopeptidase activity
Source: RefSeq, a predicted model, not a curated record
AUGUUGGCUCCGCCGUUGGGAGAAGGAGACGAGACGGCCAUUGAAGCAACGGGUGCGACCAAUUUCACCGGAGACGCCUUCUUCACUCAACUACUCGACCAUGAUAACCCCAACAAAGGAACCUUCAAGCAAAAGUACUGGUAUAAUUUCCAGUACUGGAAAGGACCAGGUUCUCCAGUUGUCUUGUUCACGCCAGGUGAAAGUGCUGCUGGACCAUACGGUGCCUAUUUGACCAACGUGACCCUUACGGGUUUGCUCGGCCAGGAACUCAAUGGAGCCGUAGUUAUGGUUGAGCAUCGAUAUUGGGGUGAAUCAUCUCCUUAUGCCGAUCUGACUGCCGAGACCUUGCAACUCUUGAACCUGCACCAGGCCAUUCAUGACUUCGUAUACUUUGCGAAGACUGUCGACUUACCGUUUGAUAAGAAUCAUAGCAGCAACGCAGAUAAGGCGCCUUGGGUUUUCACGGGAGGAUCUUAUUCAGGUGCAUUGACAGCAUGGACAGAGCAUAUUUCUCCUGGCACCUUCUGGGCAUAUCAUUCAUCCAGUGCUCCUGUGGAGGCCAUUGAUGACUACUGGCAAUAUUUUGUUCCCAUUCAGCAGGGGAUGCCGAAGAACUGCAGCAAGGACGUCAACCUCGUUAUUGAGUAUAUGGAUUAUAUUUUCACACACAGAAACGAGUCCGACCAAUUGGCAUUGAAGAAAAAAUUCGGACUGGAGUAUCUCAAGCAUGGAGAUGAUGUUAUGGGUGUUAUUGAGAACGGUCCAUGGUUGUGGCAGUCAAACAGCUUCUACACCAAUUAUUCCGACUUCUAUAGAUUUUGCGAUUACAUUGAGAAUGUACUUCCUGGGGCCAAAGUGACACCAGAUGAGAAUGGUGUCGGUCUCGAGAAAGCUCUGGACGGCUAUGCAAAGUGGACCCCAACAUUUGUCUACGGCUACUGCAGACAAUUCGGUUAUAAGAGCAACACCACUUUGGAAUGCUUCGACACGUACAAUGCAUCUAACCUUUACUUCGCGAACAGAACCGUCGGAAAUGGCGCGGAUAGACAGUGGAACUGGAUGCUUUGCAACGAGCCGUUUUACUACUGGCAAAACGGAGCUCCUCGAGGCAAGCCUACCCUAGCUUCCCGCCUCAUUAAUUCCCCAUACUGGAAGCGUCAAUGCCCCAUCUUCUUCCCAACCACGAACGGCUACACAUAUGCCAGCGCUGUCAGCCCCGACAACAACGAACACCAAGUGAACAAGCACACCCAAGGCUGGAGACUGGAAAACACCACCCGUCUCAUUUGGACAAACGGCGAAUUCGAUCCCUGGCGAACAUCCGGAGUGUCUUCUGAAUUCCGUCCAGGGGGACCGCUGGAGUCAACGAAAGAGGCGCCACUGCAGAUCAUUCCCGGUGGUUUCCACUGCUCCGAUCUGAGGUUGAGGAAUGGGCUGGUCAAUGCUGGAGUCCAGAAGGUCAUCGAUAAUGAGGUUUCUCAGAUCGUAAAGUGGGUUGCGGAGUGGCCUGGCGAGAAGUAA